Nerophis lumbriciformis (worm pipefish) is the source of this 3805-nucleotide messenger RNA. The record is from RefSeq and is a predicted model, not a curated record. NCBI's taxonomy places the organism in Eukaryota, Metazoa, Chordata, Actinopteri, Syngnathiformes, Syngnathidae.
UCAAACACAAAGAAGAAGAAGAAGAAGUAGUAAACAAAGCGUUGGGUGUAAAAAUCAGGCUUCCGUGUUCUUCUUCUUUCCACGUCCCGGGGAAGGAUGGCUCAUGGCGGGGUGGUUCUGGACAAAGACCAGUUCACCUGCUCGGUGUGUCUGGAGGUGCUGAAGGAGCCAGUGACCAUCCCAUGCGGCCAUAGUUACUGCUCGGACUGCAUCCGCAGCUACUGGGACCAAGACGACUACUUGGGGGUCUUCGUGUGUCCUCAAUGCCGGCAGACUUUCAACCCGCGGCCGGUGCUCGCCCGGAGCACCCUACUGGCCGACGUGGUGGAGAGGUUUAAGCAAAGCGGACUCCAGGAGGCCUCGGCGGGUCAAAGUCUGGCGGAGGCGGACGACGUGGAGUGCGACGUGUGCCCGGAGAGGAAGAACAAGGCGGUCAACUCGUGCCUGGUGUGUCUGGCCUCCUACUGCGACCUGCACGUCCGCCAGCACUACGAGUACGCCGCCUUGAAGAAGCACAAGCUGGUGAUGGCCUCCAAGAGGCUCCAGGAGAUGGUGUGUGCUCGCCACCACAAGCUGCUGGAAGUCUACUGCCGCACGGACAAGCAGUGCAUCUGCUCGCUGUGUCUCACCGACCAUCACAAAGGCCACGACGCCGUGACCGUGGACGUGGAAAUACAACAGCAACAAAGACAGCUUGGUGAGAUGAAGCUCAACUCUCAGCAGAGCAUCCAGCAGAGAGAGAAGGAGGCUCAGGAGCUGAGACAAAGCAUCUUUUCUCUGAAUCGCUCGGCCCGGCUGGCGACGGAGACGAGCGAGUGCGUCUUCACCGAGCUGAUCCGCUCCAUUGACUUGAAACGCUUCGAGAUACGCGAGCUGAUCACCGCCCAGGAGAAGCUGGUGGUCAGUCAGUGUGAGCAGCUGCUGGAGAAGAUACACAAGGACAUCACGGAGCAGAGGAGGGUCGAGGCUGAUCUAGACAAGCUUGCGCAAACCGAGGACCACCUGCACUUUCUCCAGAGUUUUCAAUCCCUGAAAGCCACACCUGCGUCCUCUCCUCUGCAAGCCGUGGCGCUCGCCCCCAACUUGACCUUUGACCCUGCUACAAAAGCUGUGUGCGAUUUCAAAGCGUUGCUGCAGGAAAUCUGCCAGGGAGGAUUCGUCAGCAUUUACGAGAAAGUGCGAGAUGUUGUCCUGGUGGGUUCCCCCGCCCCGCCAGCCCACACAGAAGUAACGCCCUUGCCCAUUGUCAAUCCUCCUAUUCAAAUGGGAGCGAUCGUGCACUCCUCACAUGGCCUGGACCAAAGCCCUGUGAGCCCCUUCAACUCUUCUCUUCAUCCUGAAGUUCCCAUUUUUGUCUUCUCACCUUUUGGCUCCAAACUGUCGUCAGGGUCCAGACAGAGAGGCUCUCAGCGCCGGCCCAGAAAGAAACACCACUUGAACUGACUUUCAAUACUACCUUUCUUCAACUCACACACACACACACACACACACACACACACACACACACAGAUACACGCACACACUUACUGUUACUUUAGCAGUACUUUUUAUUUGAAUUUUAAGUGUUCAUUUCAGUACUGAAUACUCCCUCAGUGCAGUAUUAGAAGCAGGACUCACUAUGCUUGCAUUUUAAAGGCCAUUUCAUUGCUUUUUAACUUCAAUCAAACUCAUGUAAAAUAUUGUGUUUGUACCUUUUUUAAAACAACUCAGAUGUAAGAGUGGCCGCCUCAGCAAAUUGAGGGUUCCAGGUUCAAUUCCAGCUUCUAGCUAGUCACACCGGUUGUGUCCUUGGACAAGACACUUGGUCCAGCUGGCUCCCAGUGCCACUCACACUGGUGUGAGGGUGAAUGUCAAUACAUGUGCGGUGCUGGUCGCAGGCCCAAAUGUAUCUUACCACCAUCCAGCCAUUGUGCAGUGAUGGCUUCUCAGUUUUCUGUCAAGCGCUUUGACUGUCGAGAAAAGCGCUCUAGAAAUGUAAUCCAUUAUUAUUAUUAUGCCUUUCUAUGUAUCUUCUACACACCAUGCACAUACAUUCAAACACUUUGCCAGUCCUUUUAAUUAGAAGCCUUUAGCACAGGGGGUCAAACUCAUUUUAGAUGGGGGGCAACAUGGAGAAAAAUGUACCGUAUUUUCCGCACCAUAAGCCGCCCUGGGUUAUAAGCCGCGCCUUCAAUGAACGGCAUAUUUCAAAACUUUGUCCACCUAUAAGCCGCCCCGUGUUAUAAGCCGCAUCUAACUGCGCUAAAGGAAUGUCAAAAAAACAGUCAGAUAGGUCAAUCAAACUUUAAUAAUAUAUUAAAAACCAGCGUGAUGUGGGCGCGCAUGGAGUCGUAUAUCAACAUGGACGGAGCUGCGUGAAAAAAGCCACCCGGCCUCUUUGCGUAAACUUACCUUAACCACUCGCUCAUCUUUUCUUCAUCCAUCCAUCCCUUCGAGUUAGCUUUUAUGAUGACGCCGGCUGGAAAGGUCUCUUUUGGCAAGGUCUUCCUUUUGAAUAUCACCAUGGGUGGAAGUUUCUGGCCAUUAGCAUGGCAAGCUAGAACCACAGUGAAGGAUGACUUCUCAUUCCCUGUGGUGCGAAUAUUCACCGUACGUGCUCCCGUUGUAUCCACAGUGCGGUUCACAGGAAUAUCAAAAGUCAGUGGAACCUCGUCCAUGUUGAUAAUGUUCUCUGGCCGGAUCUUUUUUUCAGCUAUCUUGUUUUUACAAUAUGCACGGAAAGUAGCCAGCUUUUCUUGAAAGUCCUUAGGCAGUUGCUGUGAAAUAGUAGUCCGUGUGCGGAUGGAGAGAUUGCGUCUUUUCAUGAACCGGAAACCUGUCGCUUAGUAGGAGCCAUUUUGUGGUCUUUACAGAUGUAAACACACAAAGGAAAUGAAACGUAAUAUCCGCGCACUUCUUCUUUUUCUACGGGGGCGGGUGGUUGCUUACAGUAGAGGAAGAAGCGCUUCCUGUUCUAUGGGGGCGGGUGCUUACCUUGGCGGUUGCUUGCGUAGAAGAAGAAGCACUUCCUCUUCUACGGGGAAAAAAGAUGGCGGCUGUUUACCGUAGUUGCGAGACCGAAACUUUAUGAAAAUGAAUCUUAAUAUUAAUCCAUAUAUAAAGCGCACCGGGUUAUAAGCCGCACUGUCAGCUUUUGAGUAAAUUUGUGGUUUUUAGGUGCGGCUAAUAGUGCGGAAAAUACGGUACUCCCAAGUGGGCCGGACUGGUAAAAUCACGGCACGAUAACUUAAAAAUAAAGACAAUUUCAGUUUUUUUUCAAAUAGAACAAGCACAUUCUGAAAAGGUACAAAUCAUAAUGUUUUUUUUUUUUUUACUCUUACAUGUUGCACUUAAUAGUAUUCUAUCUUUAUUUGUCAUUAUUUAUACCUUCUGAAUAAAGGAAAGUAUCUGCAAGACUUAAGUAGUCGCCGUUUGUUUGACAGCAAGCAAAACAACUUAAAAACGACAUAAGUAGUUCCCACACAAACUUCAUGGAAGGGCGAGGCGUUGCAUUGUUGUAGGACAUCCGCUAGUUUACAUUUGUGGUAACAUUGUUUGAGUCAGGGGUGUCAAACUCAUUUUAGAUGGGGGGGGCCACAUGGAGAAAAAUGUACUCCCAAGUGGGCAGGACUGGUAAAAUCACGGUACCAUAACUUCAAAAUAAAGACAACUUCGGAUUGUUUUCAAAUAGAACAAGCACAUUCUGAAAAUGUACAAAUCAUGUGUUUUUUUUUUUUACUUGCAUGUUACGGUUAAUAGUAUUCUAUCUUUAUUUGUCGUUAUUUAUACUUCCUGAAUAAAUGAUGUGAUAAUGUUCAUCAGUCAA